AUGUUGCGGCGUGGACUUUUGGCACGGGUCUCUCGUGUCGGGGGUAUCCUGGUCCUGCUGUGCUGUUCCCUGUCUCUGCUCUACGUCAUGACCUGCAGUCCUCCUCACUCCGAAGACCCGCUUCUAGUCCUCGCUCUGCCCCGGGCGGACACACACAGCCACGCCGGCACGGGGGGCACCAGGCCGGGCGGGGUCAGGGCCGCGGGCACCGGUGGCACUGGGCCGGCUGGUGGGGCGGGACUGGAACCUCCUCAGGACGGUGGGCCGGGGCUUUCGUACCAAGCUCUUCUGACGGAGAGAGAGGAGCAGCAUCGCCUUCACAUCACGUCUUUGAAGAAGCAGAUCGCGCAGCUGAAAGAAGCGCUGCAGGAGAGGAGUCAGCAGCUCAAAGGGGUUCAGGAGAGUCUGAAGAAAGGACUGACGGAGGAGGAGAGACCCAGGCCACGAGGAGGAGGAGGAGGAGGAGAGGUACAAGGGACGAAGAACCAACAAACAGACAUCCAGGACUUCCUCAAAAACCAGCUGUCUAGAGCGGAGGUGACCAGCGGGAGCCGGUUCCCCAGCGAGUACACGGUGGUGCCCUUUGAGAGCUUCACGCUGCAGAGGCUGUAUCAGCUGGAGAUGGGUCUGACGCGGCACCCGGAAGAGAAGCCCGUCCGCCGGGACAAGAGGGACGAGCUUGUGGAGGUCCUGGAGCUGUCUCUGCAGAGCCUCAACGCGCCCUCGCUGCAGCCGGACGGGAAGACGCAGAGCAGCAAAGUCUACACGCCGUCCGACUUCAUGGAAGGUAUAACUCGGACAGAGAAGGACAAGGGCACGCUGUACGAGCUGACCUUCAGAGGCGAGGCGGCCCAGGAGUUCCGGCGCCUGGUGCUGUUCCGGCCGUUUGGGCCUCUGAUGAAGGUGAGGAGCGAGAGAGUGGACACGGCCGCCGCCAUCAUCAACGUCAUCGUCCCUCUGUCCAGACGCACGGACAAGUUCAGACAGUUCAUGCUCAACUUCAGGGACGUGUGUGUGCGACAGGACGGCCGUGUGCAUCUCACUGUGGUGUAUUUUGGCAACGAUCAGAUCAACGAAGUCCGCAGCAUUUUGGAAAACACCUCCAAGGAGGUCAACUUUAAGAACUACACACUGCUGCAGCUCAACGAGGAGUUUUCUCGAGGAAGAGGUCUAGACUUCGGGGCCCGGUCCUGGAAAGGAGGCAACGUCCUGCUGUUCUUCUGUGACGUGGACAUCUACUUCACUGCGGACUUCCUCAACACCUGCAGACUCAACACACAGCCGGGUAAAAAGGUGUUCUACCCGGUGUUGUUCAGUCAGUACAACCCCGCGCUCAUCUACGGCAGCAGCGAGCACGUCCCACCAGUCGAGCAGCAGCUGGUAAUAAAGAAAGACACAGGUUUCUGGAGGGACUUUGGCUUUGGCAUGACCUGCCAAUACAGAACAGACUUCAUCAACAUUGGCGGCUUUGACAUCGACAUCAAAGGCUGGGGCGGCGAGGACGUGCACCUCUACAGGAAGUACCUUCACAGUAACCUUCUGGUGGUCCGCGCUCCGUCCCGCGGCCUCUUCCACCUGUGGCACGAGAAGCGGUGCGCGGACGAGCUGCCGCCGGAUCAGUACCGGAUGUGUAUGCAGUCCAAGGCCAUGAACGAGGCCUCGCACGGACAGCUGGGAAUGCUCUUCUUCAGGCAUGAGAUCGAGGCCCAUCUCCGCAAACAGAACUCACAGAACCCAAAGAAGACAUGA
Messenger RNA from Knipowitschia caucasica, 1749 nucleotides. The record is from the annotation of a GenBank genome assembly. Lineage: Eukaryota; Metazoa; Chordata; Actinopteri; Gobiiformes; Gobiidae.